This is a messenger RNA of Sorghum bicolor (sorghum), 1171 nucleotides long. Its product is annotated as vacuolar iron transporter homolog 2. Gene Ontology annotation, biological process: intracellular manganese ion homeostasis. Lineage: Eukaryota; Viridiplantae; Streptophyta; Magnoliopsida; Poales; Poaceae. Gene Ontology annotation, cellular component: membrane. The transcript has a single exon. Gene Ontology annotation, molecular function: manganese ion transmembrane transporter activity; iron ion transmembrane transporter activity. Bases 130 to 894 code for a protein of 254 amino acids. The record is from RefSeq and is a predicted model, not a curated record.
GGGCGUGUGGCAGCCACGCACCCAUCCUCAUCCAUCGACCGAUCUCACCUGCACACUCCCCCUUGGCCUCCUCCAGUCCUCGAUCGACGAUCGGCUUGCUUGCUUCCUCUCGGUGAUCCAUUAAUUCCCAUGGACCCUCACCUCAGCUCCCAGGUCCACGCGACGGCGGCGGCCGCAGCCUCGGCCUUUCCGAAUGGUAAGAAGGUGGAGAGUGACGUGCUGCCGCCACCAGGGGUUGUCAUCCUCGACGUCGAGGCGGGUGCGCCGACGAACGCGGCCGGCGUGGCCGAUCCGCGCGACGUCGACGACGGGGACGACGCCGGCGUCGACUACAUGGCCCGCGCGCAGUGGCUCCGCGCGGCCGUCCUGGGCGCGAACGACGGGCUCGUCUCCGUGGCCUCCCUCAUGAUCGGCGUCGGCGCCGUGAGCGCGACGCGCAAGGCCAUGCUGGUGUCCGGCCUGGCGGGGCUCGUGGCCGGCGCCUGUAGCAUGGCCAUCGGCGAGUUCGUCUCCGUGUACGCGCAGUACGACAUCGAGGUCUCCCAGAUCAAGCGCGACGGCGGCGGCGAGGACGAGGAGGAAGGCGCCAGGGACAGCCUGCCGAGCCCGACGCAGGCCGCGGUCGCGUCGGCGCUGGCGUUCGCGUUCGGCGCGCUCCUGCCGCUGCUGGCGGGGGUGUUCAUACCGUCGUGGGCCGCCAGGGUGGCCGCGGUGUGCGCCGCGACCAGCGUCGGCCUGGCCGGGUUCGGCGUGGCGGGCGCGUACCUGGGCGGCGCCAGCAUGCUGAGGUCCGGACUGAGGGUGCUCCUGGGCGGCUGGUUCGCCAUGCUCGUCACCUUCGGCGUGCUCCGGCUGUUCGGGACGGUGUUCCACAUACAAGUCUCGUCGGCGUGACAGCCCUCCCCUCGGGCUGUGGUGGCAAAGGAAUAAUGGGACAGGCAGGGCCUAGAGCAGCGCCUAGCUCUGCUUGACAUCGGAAUGUGAAAGCCUGCAUGUCUUGAGUAGGAAACCUAGCGGUCGCCUGGAUAGCGAAAUGAGGAGGAAUAAUUAAGGGGUGUGUGAUGUGGGUAGUGGAUGUACUGGUUGUUGAUUGUAAUGUUAUCUCGUGUGCUAAUGGUAUCUGACGAGAAAAUUGAAAACAUAGUGAAUUAUAUAUACUUCUGCUUGUCUA